Messenger RNA from Symbiodinium necroappetens, 668 nucleotides. The record is from the annotation of a GenBank genome assembly. NCBI's taxonomy places the organism in Eukaryota, Dinophyceae, Suessiales, Symbiodiniaceae.
GCUGUCCGGAUUUGGUGGUGCCCAUUGGCUCUCAGAGCAUCGUGGGCGUUCCUAGCCUGGCGGCAGUGGCAGCUUUGGACGCCGGAGAUGUUCUGGAUAUCGUGGAUCCGAUCGGCAUGCCACUCCUCAAGGUUGAGCUUCAGCUUCGACCGGGCCCUGAAGGUGCCCGCAUUCGUGGCCCCGCUACGGAGGCACCGCUCCUGGUGCUCCGGAACCUUCGACCGGAACCCCGGGGAUCGUUGCUGAACAUCAACGUCACGGGUUGGGUGAAUACAUCGGCUAUGGCCUUGGCUUUUCUGCAGACAUCCCCUGGAGGCCAGGAGAGGCUGGAGAUCUGCAGCCCCGACUUGAGCAUCUUCGCCUCCUUAGCGCAGGAGGCAAGCGGCAAAUUUGUUCUGAGAAGCGGCCGCGAGGAGAGCCUGUGUAUGAUCUUCCACAGCACCUUCCGCGAAUCGCAACACGAUGCCAUAACUGUGACUGAUGGCAACAACCAGGUGCUGUCAAGAACACGUGCCGCCGACUUGCAAGUUCCGGAGCCUGGCAGAUUUUGCAGCCUGCAGGUCUUUUCCGGAGUGGACCUUGGAGUUGUGCUAUGCUGCCUCUUUUUCAUGGAGGGUGCAGUGCUCAAGACCUUCGACGUACGUCCCCCUGAGGUGUCGAAGCUGUGA